CAACCGGAAGAAGGUGAAAAGUAGGCUAUGGUGAGCUUGUUUUCAUAUCUUUUGUGAAGACGAGUUUAUUAUCUCCAACUUAGUAUUGACUGUUUCUAUUGGCAUUCCCAACUCCCAAUACUACGACAUAGACUUGUCCAGACAAAACAAUGGCUUACAGGAGAGACAGAAACAUGAGGGAUGUCUACGAUGAACGCUUCCUACCAGACAGACCGGCCCCAUAUCCCAGAUCAGCUGGAGCAGUGCCUGUAGAGAGGAGGCUGGCUGGUUUCGGAAGGCCAGACGAGGAGUACAAUCGAGGGUUUGAGUAUGACGGGCCUCGCUUUUAUCCAAAUGGAGGCCCUCGAGGUUACCAUGGCGAGGAUCAAAGAGGCUACCAUGGCGACAGCCUUCAUUUUCCUAAUGAGCGCAGAGGUAUCCCACCUUCCCGGAGACCGGAGGAGUCGUACCCCUACCCUUCUAGACCUCCUCCUAGAGAGGACCCCCAUACAGCACGCCAGAUGGAGUUCAGAAGCAGUGGCCGUGCAGCACCCCCUCCCCCCAGCGUCAGGGCUCAGGGGAUGUACCCUGCACCCCGCUCCAUGUCUGCUGUGGUCCCAGAGGGGGGUGAUGACACCCUGAUGCAGGCCAUCCUAAACCUGGACAGAGGAAGGAAAGGCCCCUUACCUCCCCUGAGAGCAGACGUCCCUCCCUCCCCCCACAGCCGGUCCGGCUCCACCGUCAGUAGCAAGAGCUACUCUCCUGACAGAGCCAAGGGUCUCCCCCACCCCGCCCAGCAGAAAAACAAAGACAGGCCCCCUGGUCAUUCUCAGGACGGGUCACCUCAGAGCAUAGCGUCCACUAAGGCUGAGAUCACCCUCUAG
Messenger RNA from Oncorhynchus masou masou (cherry salmon), 863 nucleotides. It is a transcript of the gene pphln1, whose product is annotated as periphilin 1. Gene Ontology annotation, biological process: protein localization to heterochromatin; negative regulation of DNA-templated transcription; negative regulation of gene expression, epigenetic. The record is from RefSeq and is a predicted model, not a curated record. The coding region runs from base 150 to 863 and encodes 237 amino acids. NCBI's taxonomy places the organism in Eukaryota, Metazoa, Chordata, Actinopteri, Salmoniformes, Salmonidae. Gene Ontology annotation, cellular component: nucleoplasm. The transcript is spliced from 9 exons.